CCUUCACCAGCUCGCAACCGGUCAUUCUAUUGAUACACAGAAGAUCUACAAUCCACGAUGCUGCUCAGAUUCCAGAUCAGUCGCAUUGCGCCUCGAGCGUUUGCGUUCAAGCCCGCUUACUUCUCGACCUCGGCGCCCGCGGCGUACGACCACAUCCUCGUUUCCAACCCCGCAGCCGGCGUAGGCCAGGUGACCUUAAACCGUCCGAAAGCGCUCAAUGCGCUGUUCACACCGCUUAUCGUCGAGCUGAACGAUGCGAUGAAGAAGUUUGAUGCAGAUCCUGAGGUUGGCGCGAUUGUGAUUACGGGAUCGGAGCGCGCGUUCGCGGCGGGUGCGGAUAUCAAGGAGAUGAAGGAUAAGAGUUAUGCGGAUGUGUACGGCGAGCAGUUUAUUCAGAGCUGGAGCGAGGCUACGAAGGUUAAGAAGCCGGUUCUUGCUGCUGUGAAUGGGUAUGCGCUUGGCGGUGGUUGCGAGUUGGCUAUGAUGGCAGAUAUCAUUUACGCCGGCGAGAAAGCUGUUUUUGGACAGCCCGAGAUCAAACUAGGCAUCAUCCCCGGUGCGGGCGGAACGCAGCGUCUCACGCGCGCAAUCGGCAAAGCGCGAGCAAUGGAGUACAUUCUCACCGGCAAGAACUUCACCGCGCAGCAGGCUCUUGAGUUUGGUCUUGUGGCUGCAGUGUUCCCGCCCGAGAAACUCGUGGACGAGACGGUGAAGACGGCGGGCGAGAUCGCUGCGAACGGACGGCUGGCGGUGCAGGCUGCGAAGGAGGCGAUCAAUUAUGGCUUGCAGGUCGGGUUGGAGGACGGGCUUGUUUAUGAGCGUCGGUUGUUCCAUGGGUUGUUUGCUACUGAGGAUCAGAAGGAGGGGAUGGCUGCUUUUGUUGAGAAGCGCAAGGCUGUGUUUAAGGGUAAAUAAGAGUGGGAUUGAGAGGUACAAAAUGAACAAUGGAUAC
Messenger RNA from Myxozyma melibiosi, 952 nucleotides. Its product is annotated as ClpP/crotonase-like domain-containing protein. Gene Ontology annotation, biological process: fatty acid beta-oxidation. Gene Ontology annotation, cellular component: mitochondrion. Lineage: Eukaryota; Fungi; Ascomycota; Lipomycetes; Lipomycetales; Lipomycetaceae. The record is from RefSeq and is a predicted model, not a curated record. Gene Ontology annotation, molecular function: enoyl-CoA hydratase activity. The coding region runs from base 58 to 915 and encodes 285 amino acids. The transcript is spliced from 3 exons.